AUGAGUCAUGAUGAGGAUCAAGUGAUGGAUAUUAUCCAUAAUGGCUUCAAGGAGCUAUACCAAACCCAACACCUGGCCUGUGUCUCCACUGAAGAUAUUGACAUUAAUUGGGCUGCUGCCCUCUCUGAAGAGGAGUCCUCUAGUCUCAAGAACAGUGAGGCAAUUGAUGAAGUGCUAACUGCCUUUUGUCGAUUAUCUGGGCAAAGAGUUAGCAAGGAAAAAUCUAGAGUUCUAUUCUCAAAAAACACUUCGGAGGAGACUAGAAGUGAUAUAUGUGGCUCUCUUGGAAUCUUAGAAACACGAAAAUUUGACAAAUACCUGGGUUUUCUGCUAAAAUUCUCUGACUGCGACUCUAGAGAUUUUAAUUACAUCAUUCACAAGGGGGCUUUGCUUCCAAGUAGAGUUUGCAAGGAAAUUGAUUGUGCCAACAGGAACUUCUUAUGGGGCUCAACUCCUGAAGAAAGGAAGAUGCACCUAGUGAAUUGGGACACUGUUACUCGACCAAAAGAUCAUGGUGGGUUGGGUAUUCACAAAUCAAGGAGGCGGUAUCUUGCGCUCAUUGCAAAGCCUAAUUGGAGAUUGCUAACAGAGAACUCCUGCCCUUGA
Molecule: messenger RNA, 606 nt
Organism: Quercus lobata
Lineage: Eukaryota; Viridiplantae; Streptophyta; Magnoliopsida; Fagales; Fagaceae
Exons: 3
Coding region: 1-606 (201 amino acids)
Source: RefSeq, a predicted model, not a curated record